AUGGCCAUGUCUGCAACGAGAGGUCCUGAACGCAGGGUCCUUCACCACCAGCCAGGGAAACUCCCUCUUGAAGUUAUUGCAGAGAUCAUUGCCACCGUCGCGGAUGGUACCGACUUCGACUCAGCGGACCCCGACCGUGACCCCGACGUACACCACCCUCUCGCCGACGCUUCUCUAGUAUCUCGCACAUGGAACACCAUAUGCCGACCUCACGUCUUCCACACCCUCAGCAUAUCGUCCACGAACACCUCCGCCCGCCUCCACUUCCUCCACUUCGACGCGCCCUACCUCAGCGACCACAUACGCACAGUGCGCCUCUGGCUGGAGGGCGAAUACGCUUGCCCCGAUUCAGAGUGGUACCCGGCGUGUUUUGGUAGGUUGACGAACUUGCGUGCAUUGCACGUCGACCACGGGAUCGCGAGCUUGUUGAAGGAGCAGGAGCUCCUCGCCGCGGGGAUCUCUGCCAUGCUCGCUGCACCUUGCCUCCGCAAGCUGGUGUUGCGCGGGUGGGACUUCUCCACGGGCGCCUCUGACCUCUUCGCCAUGCUCCCGCCCACCCUCGAGGACCUGAUGCUUGAGCUCAUCAGCGCGACGACGGAGGGCGACACGGCGCAGCCAACAUCGCCCCUGCGUCUAUACGCCCUGCGACACCUCGAGCUACAGGCAGUGUUCCAUCCCAUGCUCACAUCCACGCGUUUGAUCGACUGCCCGAACCUGCAGCGCCUGACUGCCGGAUGGUACGCCUACCAGUCUUGGAAUCUGCCGCCAUGGAUCCCCGACACGCUCUCCGAGCUUGUGCUGCGUGCCGCGCCUGAAUGCAACAUUCCCGACUUCGGUACGGCUAUAAAACCAUCAGCUGUAACCAUCGAGCCUUCAGGCGAAAUGUCGUACCUCGAAGUAUUCGUGUGGAUCCAAGACUGCAUCAACCACCUGCCAUUUCCCGGCUGUAUCCAAACGCUCACUCUGAAUAUCUUCAAACAGCAGUCCGCCUCCGACGAUGACUGCGAGGGUCUCUUCCCUACGCCAUCGGAGUACGAGGUACUGUGCUCUUUCCUCGUCCGGCUUUAUGAAGGAGGCGGGGUACGAAGGAUCACGUUGAAUAUGACGGCGGCCGUACACGCGAGCGCGGCGGAAUUACGUGUAGACGCAGGGCGGGAGGCGGCGAAAGUGGAAACUGCAUUCGCGAUGCUGCUGGAGGGCAACGUGCUUGAUGUGUGCUGUAUGUCGGCAAGUUGUCAUGUCGAAGACACAAUCGUGCACUGCAGAAUACCGAGAAGGGAGAGUGUGAAGAGUAUGUAA
Pleurotus ostreatus (oyster mushroom) is the source of this 1299-nucleotide messenger RNA. RefSeq lists its product as uncharacterized. The coding region runs from base 1 to 1299 and encodes 432 amino acids. NCBI's taxonomy places the organism in Eukaryota, Fungi, Basidiomycota, Agaricomycetes, Agaricales, Pleurotaceae. The record is from RefSeq and is a predicted model, not a curated record. The transcript has 2 exons.